AUGCUUCUACUUCCCUUCUUGCUUCUUACUCUCUGUCCGCCUCUACUUUCUCUCUCCCUCUUUCUCUCUUUCUAUCCUCAACUUCCUCUCCUUUUCUAUGCUUCUUGCGUUAUGUCUUCUACUUCUUUCCUUUCUUUCUGGCUUCCUAAUCUUUGUAAAAUUUUCUUUUCCAUCUCUAUCAUCUGUCUAUCUUCUACCUUCCUACUCCCCCGUCCCUCCCUAUCUAUCUAUCUAUCUAUCUAUCUAUCUAUCUAUCUAUCUAUCUAUCUAUCUAUCUGUCUGUCUCUCUCCCUCUCUCUCUCGCUCUCUUUCUCUCUCUCUAUCUAUCUAUCUAUCUCUUUCUUCCUACUCUCUGUUCUAUCCUCAACUUCUCCUCAUCAUAGUCUUUAUAACUUUUCAUCAUCUACACUUCAUCUGUUUUAUCUCCUUAUUACCUUCUCCUUCGCUUUCUUUUUCUUCAUUUUUCAAGCUGUCUCUCUCUCCCUCUCUCUCUCUCUAUCUAUCUAUCUAUCUAUCUAUCUAUCUAUCUAUCUAUCUAUCUCUCUCCCUCUCUCUAUCUCUCUCUCUUUCUCCCCCCUCCCUCGUUGUUUCACUUCUCUACUUACGCAUCAACAUCAAAAGGAUGUAAUGAAGGCAGAAAAUUUACCGUGUCAUUAUUUGAACACCAAAUUUAAACACUUUUUUCAUAAGCAAAUCUUGAUACGGAACGGUACUCUCACCUUUAUCUAUCUAUCUACAUACCUACCUAUUUAUCUAUCUUAUUCUGUUCAUAUCUAUCUUACUAUGUAUCUAUCUCACUCUGUUCAGAUCUAUGUAUGUAUGUAUCUAUAUACCUACCUCCAUAUCUAUCUAUCUAUCUAUCUAUCUAUCUAUCUAUCUAUCUAUCUAUCUAUCUCAUUCUGUUGA
This is a messenger RNA of Acanthosepion pharaonis, 906 nucleotides long. Lineage: Eukaryota; Metazoa; Mollusca; Cephalopoda; Sepiida; Sepiidae. The record is from the annotation of a GenBank genome assembly.